AAAGACUUGACAGUAGUCUGCAUGGAUCGACUUGGUUUUAAGGCGUUCAUCGACACGCAGGAGCUUGGAGAUGUAGAUCAGGUAUGAUGCUUGAAUAUAUGUAGGUAGCCUAAGGUAGGUAGGUAUUGAGUCUGGGCGAGUCUGGUUGAGGGUCUUGUCUUAGCCACAGUGCGCCACAUCCAGGAUAUUUGCCAAGCCACUACCUACCUCCCCCAUCUGGAUGAGCAUGAGCAGCACUUUUUUAUCUUAUCUACCGGUAGUCUACAACAAAUUCCAUGUUGAUUAACACCCACUCGAAGUUAUAGGACAUCUUCGUCGAUUGCCUUUUUCUUUACUAUCUCUAUCCAGAAUUAAUAGCUCCUAUAGCUACUCUUCCGACUCCGUAAUUUCUUAUGUUUACAGUCCGCAGUAGCCAUGGCCGGGCUCUCUACUCUCCCCUCUUCCUGAAUACCCAGCGAUACCUCUUCUCUUCCACAUGCCGCCGAUCAGCCGCCAGCACGACCGGUUCCUCUUCCAUUCUGGAAGCCCAUGGGCCAGUCGCCGAGGAACUGCAUGCCACCGGAGUAUGGACUUCUAAGCGCAAACAUCGCCCCAGAGAGUCGUCAUCACCUGCUAAGACGCCUGCGAAGACGCCUGCGAAGAAGCGCUCGUCCAAAGAAAAAGCACCUUCCCCACCUGAUGGCGACAAGGGGCGCGUAAAUAUCGUGGGCGAGAAGUUAUGCGACGAUAUACUGUCCUACAUUGGUUCCUCCCUUGAGCGCCACCGUGGUUGCGACAUACUCGACCUCUAUCCGGGCGCCGGCUUGUGGAGUAGGAAACUGCACCAGUUUCUGCAACCUCGAUCACAUGUCAUGCUGGAACCCGAUGCCGAGCUAUACCGACCCUUUCUCCAACCCCUACUUGACCAGCCCGGCACGACUCUACUUCCCAAGUCUGGUAUCAUCUGGCGCGAGCUUGGUUCGGCUCUAACACCCGAGUAUUUUCCUCACCAGACCAUCCCAGACGACCCAACCGCGCGCAACGAUACACUGCUGGUUAUCGCCAAUCUUUGCUUCCACCCUAAAAAGAAAUUCCUUCGGUUCGACUCUGUCGCCUCGCUGGUACUGCACCAAUUUGUCGACGCCAUUCGUCCUGGCGCUCUGUUCCACCGGUACGGUCUAGUUCGCAUGCUCAUAUGGACUCAUCCGGAUGACAAAGCAAGUUUCCUACCUAAAACUAUCCAGAAGCGGAGGCGACAAGCGAUCACGAAUGAUUUUGUAUGUGAAUGGGUGCGCGAAGUGUGCGGGAGCGACUCACUAGCGACCUCAUAUUACCUCCGUGAUGAUACUAUCGAGCAUGCCAGUAUGGUGGCGACAGUCAAAAGAAUGGAAGAAGCAAAAUUCAAGAUGCCCACUGGACGCGAGUCAAAGGACUUCAUAAAAGGGCAACAAGCAUUGGGGAAGUGGGUGCAUACUCCGGGAGUGAAGAUGCCGACAUUCAGAAGACGUUAUCAUAAUACUUUAGCCGACCUAAUGGCUGCUAAUGCGGAGCAAGGUGGUUUUGAUAAGGGAUCUGAUGAGCAACAAGACCUGCAAAGACAUGCGGCGAGAGCGCAGACAGACCUCCGGAAGGCCGAGAGACUACAUCACGUUUCGAGAGGCUUAGAUCGCAUUAUAGAACUCCGACGAUCCGGUGGUGCGACUCCCGAGUUGGCAACGCUUGAACAUGAAUGGCAGAUGCAAGUACGAGGAUUCGCUGGCACGUUCGGGGCUGAGUACAGAACGUACAGGGACAACCUGGACGCUUUUCGUCGAGACCCGCCGCUGCUUCAAUGGGACCGGCGGGUUUACGAGCCCAUGAUGGUAAAGCCAGAAGAAUUUUUCCCCAAUGUCCCCUGCGGUCUGUUAGACAUCCAGCCGCGUACACCUCAUCCCCUACAGCGGCAGACAGGGCCAGGCUCGAAUCGGUCAGCUGAGAUGUUCGACAUUAUAUUGGGAACGUUAAUGCACCAGCCUACCCACCCCCUCGGUCCCAAUUUAGAUGCCUUGUGGCCUGGUUCCGCAGACUACAUCAUGCCGCGUUGGAAGAGCAGUAGUGACUUGUCCCAGGGAGGCUUCCCGCUCCAUCUGCAUGGCGCCGAGCCUACGCCGCGAUCGUUGGACGCCCGGCAAUGGGAAGAGCUCUUCGAGCUUUGGAUGGAGUGGCCGUUCCGGCCCGACUUUUAUGAAUUAGUGGGACGGGCCCAUGACGACCUGAAUGAGAAGGAUGACGACAGCCCCAACUUGGAGUUCUAGCGCCCGGCUCCGAAAUCCGCAACCGUCGUCAUGUCUUUCGGAACACGUCAAAGCGCGAGCUCCCAUGGUGGAAACCCACUGAAUCCUCCUCAUAACUACUUUGGUACCUGUGUAUAGUAACAUAUGUAACUGUGCGAUAUUGAGUUAGCAUGUCGGCUUGAGGAUCUGGUUGCUCGUCAUGCAUAUAGACGUAGGAAUGUAAGGUUAUAGCCGGGCAAUGGCCGCAUUUUAUCCUGUACAAUAUCUAUAUUAAGCAAGGGGUUAUGGUUACCUACAGUACAUUUGGACAGGUGCAUUUUGGAGAGGGUGAAUUGGCAUGACGUAUGUACCCAGGAUGCGUUGACCUUGACCUGCCAGCGGCCAAUACCCGGGUCUGCCCGGGCUGGAGAGACUUGCAGAAUUUGGUGGCGUCGCAUUUGGAACAGACAUUACUUCGUAGGACUACCUAUGAGACAGUUCCUCCUAUUUCCCCUCGUUUCCCUUGUGUCUCUCCGAGGUAUGACCUCGUGUGGUAUUUGCACAACAUCAAUAAGGGGCAUUACGAAGUAGGAAUGUUGGCUAGGAAUAUGCAGACCAUUCUUUCCGUGUUGAAUGAUGUGUCCGUAUUGUUUGUCUAGGAGCCCGAGUAUAUACUGAGUAAGACUGCUUGCUCUAUUUGUACAAACUUAUAAAUGAAAUGCAUGAUGUUGCUGAUUCCAGCCCAUCUUACAUGAA
Molecule: messenger RNA, 2987 nt
Organism: Xylaria bambusicola
Lineage: Eukaryota; Fungi; Ascomycota; Sordariomycetes; Xylariales; Xylariaceae
Exons: 1
Coding region: 393-2273 (626 amino acids)
Biological process (GO): transcription initiation at mitochondrial promoter
Cellular component (GO): mitochondrial matrix; mitochondrial DNA-directed RNA polymerase complex
Molecular function (GO): mitochondrial transcription factor activity
Source: RefSeq, a predicted model, not a curated record